Molecule: messenger RNA, 2941 nt
Organism: Stegastes partitus (bicolor damselfish)
Lineage: Eukaryota; Metazoa; Chordata; Actinopteri; Pomacentridae
Gene: tnfaip8l1
Product: tumor necrosis factor, alpha-induced protein 8-like 1
Exons: 3
Coding region: 282-842 (186 amino acids)
Biological process (GO): regulation of apoptotic process
Cellular component (GO): cytoplasm
Source: RefSeq, a predicted model, not a curated record
UUUUUUUUCGCGAGGAGGAGGGAUCCGGUUACAACUUGUAACCGAACUCAGAAAACAAGCCUCUGAAUAAUUCACUGUUCCGAGCCUGAUACCGGACAACAAAAGGAGCGGCGCGGAGCUUUUCACGGCCGACAAACAAGCGGACAAACCGGCAGAAACAUGCAGUGAAGCGCCGCUCGGCCGCUGCCAGGAUGGAGACUUGAGCGGUUCUGACCCGGGCUAACUUGUCAUCUCGCUGGAUCGCUUCUCCCGUGUCAAAGCUGAAGAGGAAGAUUUAGACCAUGGACUCCUUCAGCACCAAGAGCUUGGCCCUGCAGGCGCAGAAGAAGCUGAUGAGCAAGAUGGCCACCAAGAGCGUGGCCAACCUCUUCAUCGACGACACCAGCAGCGAGGUGCUGGACGAGCUGUACCGCGUCACCAAGGAGUACACCCGCAACCGCAAGGAGUCCCAGAAGAUCAUCAAGAACCUGAUCAAGAUGGUGGUGAAGCUGGGCGUGCUCUACAGGAACAACCAGUUCAACAGCGAGGAGCUCAUCCUGGUCGACAACUUCAGGAAGAAGGUCCACACUCUGGCCAUGACGGCGGUCAGCUUCCACCAGAUCGAGUUCACCUUCGACCGCCGCGUCAUGAGCGCCAUCCUGAACGAGUGCCGCGAGCUGCUGCACCAGGCCAUCAAGCGCCACCUGACGGCCAAGAGCCACUCGCGGGUCAACCACGUCUUCAAUCACUUCGCCGACUGCGACUUCCUGGCGACGCUGUACGGCCCGUCGGAGGUGUACCGCGCUCACCUGCAGAGGAUCUGCAACGGCGUCAACAAGAUGCUCGACGAGGGAAACCUCUGACCUCCGUGCGCCUCGGCGUUCGGCACAUUUACCUCCAGUCGACCCCUCGUGCACCAGCUCGCAGGAAGUGUUUGUUUUUUUUAAGAUGACAAUCGUGAACAUUUGUACUUUUUGUUUCCGUGUGUGCCUUUCAGACUUUACUGUAACACUGAACUUCUCUUGGCUAGUUAGUCCAAAGUAUUCUCUUCUUCUCCAGCCUCACUUAUAACAAAACUCAGCGCUGUUGUUUUGUUUGUUCUUUUUUUUUUUUUAAUGAAUGUAAAACUUCAUGCUCUUAUCAGUAUAUUCAGGGGUAGGAGCUUUGACAACUGUGCCUUGAAAAAUGUAUUUUAUCCUCAUUCCAGGGGCUUUUCCUUCCUUCUUACUUAAUCAAAAAGACAUGAAGCCCGGCACAGGCCUUCAGCUGCAGCUCUGCGAGGUGCCUUUAAUGGACCAAAAUGGUUCUGGGAGCACCAGGAGAGGAGAGAAAGUGAAUUUCCAAUUAUUUUUUUAUUUCUUUUUUUUUUUCUUGUUGUUGUUCCUAAAAGUAGUAUUGCACUCAAUCCUGAACAAGCGCUGUACUGUACUCUCCUGCAGCAGUGAGACCAUGUGAAGCACAGCAGCUGAGUAAUCCUGCUUAGGCAGCAUUUAAAAGCUCCACCAUCAUGCACUGAACUCCGCUUUGUAGAGAAGCCAGGCUUUUGUCCGGGCGGCGCCUGUAAACCCAGUUUCGCCUCUAAUAGUCCGGUUUAUAGCCGCCACAACAAAGAUGAAGUAUUUGGGUCACGGGGGGACCGUAAACAUGAAGGAAUGCGACUGGGCUGCUCAUUGUUGAUUGUUUCGACUGGAACGUGUCGCCGGCUGCUCCGUCGUCCGGUCGGAAGGAACCGAACAACGUGGCACCAGGUGCGCAGGUUGCAUCGUGGCACGGGGGCAGUUAAAGACGGUUAAACCGGAGCCCGGGGUCGGCCGCGUUUAUCCCGAAAGCACGAAAAGUCGAGUUGAAAUUCUGACUGAUGUGAACUAGAAAGACUCCCCACGAGCAGCCAGAUGAAAGGCUGGACGCAAACGGCAGCUCGCCGUCUGUGCAAAGGCCCGGGCAGGGUUUAGAGAUUAGAGCAGAGACAAACACAGCACCUGAUUGUGCUCUCCCUCUGCAAUUAUAGCUCCCCACUCCGGGGCGGUAUAAUGGCCCGGAGGCUGCCUCCGUCGAGCAGCCACUCCAUUUCACCGCAUGGCAGCCCGGCGUAAAUGCGCCACGGAUAACCAUCUCUGUUUGCGUGAUGCGAGUCCUUUAAUGGAAUGAAAGAUGUUGUUGUGUUUCUUCCUUAUAAAGGAGCGCGUGAAUACUGGCCCUCUCCAGCCUCGCAUAAUAGCCGUCUUUCCUUUUUGUCUAUGUGUUUUUGUAUCACUGAGCCUGUCUGGGAGAUUGUUUUGUGCUGCGGCCUCAUUUUGUAUUCCGUGUGUGUGUGUGUGAGUGUGUGUGUGUGUGUUUGUGUGCGUACCUGUGAGAGAAUUGGAAAUUGAGCUGUGUAAUAAGCGCUGUGCUUUCCCAGAUAGGAUUGCUGAAACUUUAACUUCUUCCACAGCAGCUCUGCCAAAGAAAAAAAGAAAAAGAGGGAGAGAGAGAGAGGAGGACUGAUGUUCGUUAAAAUGCAGCCUUUUUCCAGAGAAGCACUUCAGAAAACACUUGAUAAUUAAAAAUAUCAGCGGUAAUGGCGGCGGCGGCUGUUGUGGGCUUUUUUUUUUAAUUCCACUUUUUCCCUCUCAGAUGACUUCCCUGAGUGUGUUCUCGUUCGUUAGACCCGUCGGACACCGACUGCAUCGUUUUGGAAGGCUUUGAAGUAAAUCCCUUCUCCUAAGUCCCCCCGAAAGAGUCGACUUUAAUUGUCUUUCGAUGCCAUUUCGUCCGAUCCGUCCACAUCUCAGGGCUACUUUAAAUCUCCCGUGACGUCCUAAAAGCGCCGUAAACCCUCUGCGACGGCCUCACUCGCUUCACUAAAGCUCUUUUUUUUUUUUUUACUAUUGUUUUUAUUUUCACUCAUGUACAUAUGAUUGUUUUUGUCUCUCUUAUUGUAUCCCAACAAAUAUAAUACAAAUUACUUUUUUAAAACAACAAA